GGACUGCCACAAGAGCCGCCCAGGACUUCAAGGCAUGUGUGCAGGGCUUUCUCCUCCCGCUCUAGUAGAUAACUACAGAUAAGCGUCGGGUCAGGAAGUAGAAUUGCUGGACUGGUUUACUGCCCCGGCUCCUCUUUCCCUUAAGGAGACGGGGAGAGGAAUCUCUACAGUACUAUCCCUCGAGGAGUCGAGAGGGCUUCCCGCGCUCCCUCGAGAUAUCAGAGACCCUAAACCACUUUUGGCGACCUCGGGGCGGCGACGCGCGCGCCUCUUGCGCUUCUUCCUUCCUCCUCGAAAUCCGCGCGGACACGGCCCUGAGAAACGCAGGCCGCAAGCCCUCUCCCCGGGCGGGAGCUCUGGCCGCCCAAAGCGCGCGAAAGAAGCAGCUCUGCCGCCGCCCCCGCCGCCGCUCUGCCCCACCGCUCCCGCGAAGCCCAGCCCAGACGAGCCUCCUGCCUGCGACUCCUCCUCCUCCUCUGACCCGACACCGCCCAUUUCCAACCGGCGGGCUCCAGGCUCCGCCUCGCCCCGCCGGCUGCCCGGUUUGGCUGGUUUCUGACUGUGCUUGCUGUUGCCGUUGCCGCAUGCUGUUUCGUGCCGUUGCCGGAGGAGCAGGAAGAUGGCGGAACCGGAGCCGGACUGCAGCGCGCUUUUGGAUGAAGAGCUUUCCUCCUUCGUCUUCAACUAUCUCUCCGACAGCCAGUACGAAGUCUCUGGUGAGGAGCACCUGUACUCUGAUUUCCCAGAGAUUGAUUUAUCUCCGCUGGAUACCAGUGACUUUGACUCAGCCAAUUGCUUCAGCGAGUUCCAGUGGUGGUGUGAGCACUCUGAAACAGAAUCCAGUCAGUACAGCACAGAUGACUCUGAGCUCUUUCAGCAGAUUAUUGACAGUGAGAAUGAAGCUUUGCUGGCAGCUCUCACUGAAACACUGGAUGACAUUCAGGAAGAAGACAUGGGUCUGGCUGCCUUCAAAAAUAUAGACGAGGGGGACAUGCCCAACAGCGGCUGCACAUCACCUAUCCCCUCUCCCAAUCCUGCUGCACCAGUCACGAGGGGGCCUCCUGGGGCCCAAGAGGUUGAUGAGCUGUCUCUACUAAAGAAGUUGCUUCUCUCGCCAUCCAAUGUGCCUCCAAGCUAUGAGGUUCAAAGAGAGGGGAAUAUAUGGCGUCAAGGAACUCCUAAAUCCAGACCUCAGCGCUCCUGUACAAAGGUGGAAGGAGUCCAAGACAGAAAGUCAACUUUUCCCCAGGCUCAGAAUCGGAACUGCACUGAGCUUCAUAAACAUCUUACCACAACCACCAGCAAACACUGCCUACACAGAAAAAACAGUGGGCCACUAGACGAGUGUCAUGCUGACAACAUUAGCAUCUGCUCUGUACCCCAGAGACAUUAUAUCCAAAACAAAGAAGACAGCAGUUUAAGUAAAGAUGCCUUGAAUUGCGGCAACGUUGCAAUGCCUCCUCUCUCUUCCUCUGAGAAAAGCACCGGAGACAAGGAACUUCAUGCUGCAGUGGAGCUUAUCCACUACAUGCAUACUUACUGCCUUCCUCCAAGAAAGCUGCCCCCCACACAUCCUGCUGAGGGGAAACACCAGCCUUUUCACAGCCCUUCCAAAAGAGCAAAGCCAGAUUCCCCCCUGCAGCAGCCUCCACUCUGUGGGAAUGAUAAUUGCCCAUCCAGUCCUUGGUACUUCUCCAUGCACUGCAAACAAUCCCGAACUCCGCUUUCUGAAUUUUCCAUCCUGAAAGAACUGCUUGCCAGAGAACUCCCAUGUGAUGUGAGUAAGCCAUAUCGGUUAGCAAAACCUGUGUACGCCUCCUUGGCCAGGUCACAGCUUCACAAAUCUUCAAGAACUUCACUUCACAAUGCUGGGAGGGACUCUUUGGAUGGAUAUAAUAAGCCCGCAACCAAAAUAAUACCAGAAAUGAAAACUGAGCUGAGACAGAUUCUCAAAGUAGAGCCCGAGGCUGAAAAAGAAACUGCGGAAAAGGAUAGUGCAAAACAAGGGACUCACAUGGGUCAGGGAUCCUAUGGGAAGUCAAGCCGCAAGCAGGAUCCCUUUAUUUAUGCAGUGCGUCGCUCUAAAAGGCUUAACCCUGAGCUCAGCGUUUGGCAGUCUUUCUUUGAUAAGCCUCCCUCAGAACCUGCAGUGUCCUCAGUGACCACAGCAAACACAUUCGCUUCAGCAGAGCCUGCCCUCUGCUCAUCUUUGCAAAACUUUGAUACAGACGCACCAGCAGCAGAAGUAGAAGUGAGUGGUGCUGAUGAGAUGGAUGGGGGAUUCCAGAGUUUCCCAAUGGAAUUGCAGACCCCUUCGCCGGACAGUUCUAGAGAGAGUCAGUGCUUCACCCCCUGUCAUCAAACAGAAGCACCACGGUGUCUGUCAUUGCCCUUGGCACAAACAGAAUCAACACUCGGGAAGCGCAGCUUUGACCAAGUUCUGACUGUAGAGCUGUGUGGCACUGCAGGUCUCACACCACCAACUACUCCUCCAUACAAGCCUUCGGAAGAGGACCUAUAUAAGCCAGACAUUCACCAGAGACCAGCAGAGAAGACUGCUGCCAUCACCAGCUCUGAGCCACAACCAAUGAUCAGUCAUAGGCCAAUUUCCAGAAAACAUCAGAAAAAGCAACCAGUGCGGACAGAGCUGUAUGCCCACCUGAGUCAGUCUGCUAUUCAGCCUGCUCACUCUGAGCAGCAUGGGGUGUUGAAACGCCCGUUCUCACGGUCUUUUGGUGAUCAUGAUUAUUGCCAAGUCUUGAAACCUGAGUAUUCGCUCCAGAGGAAGGUGCUAAGAUCUUGGGAGCCCCUGAGCCAUAUAGAAAGCCAACGCAAGAGGCAAGUGCCUGACGUUCCCUAUCAGGAGGAACGCAACAAGAGUUUUGAUAAAAGCUCAGUGAAGGAGGGCAGCAAACAGCUGAGGGACCAAGAAAUCAGAGCCAGUUUGACCAAACACUUUGGUCUUUUGGACAGUGCCCUGGAUGAUGGGGAGGCCCUGUUCUUCAAAACUCCUGAAUAUGAUACUGUCUUUGAAGACAGCUGCAGUGAGAUUGGUUCUCCACUGGAAGAGGAAGAAGAGGAGGAAGAGGAGGAGGAAUGCUACAUGAGUCCACUGGGUUCCAACAGAUGUCUACACAGUAGUGCUCUUUCUAGGACCAAUUUCCACUAUUGCUCCCGAAGUAGAUCUGAUUCAGAGUCUUCAUGCUGCAGAAGUAGGUCUCCAGUCAGCCAGCAGGCUUUCAGACGUGAAAAUGGCAAGCGUUGUCAAGAUGGAAAUGUGAGCAGCCAGAGAUUGAUGGAGAAAAAAAGAGAGAAAGCCAUUGGAGAAGGUCGUGUAGUAUACAUCCAAAAUCUUGCCAGCAGUAUGAGCUCUAGUGAACUGAAGAAGCAGUUUGAAGUGUUUGGAGAGAUUGUUGAGUGUUGCAUUUUGACCAAGAAUAAAAGGGGAGAUAAAUAUGGUGUCAUCACAUACCGGUGUUCUGAGCACGCUGCCUUGUCCUUGAAGAAUGGUGCUUCUCUGUGGAAAAGAAAUGAGCCGUUGUUCCAGCUGGCUUAUGGCGGCUUUGGACACUUCUUUUGGACCAGAUUUACUGAUCUGGAUUCCAACACAGAAGAGUCCUCUCCAACUCCAGUAAAAAGCAAAUAUGAGACCAUGGAUUUUGAUAGCCUGCUGCAGGAGGCCCAGGAAAGUUUGCAUCGGUAACAGCCUUAACCUUUGAGGAAUACCUUAAUACCUCAGUCAAGGCACUUCCAAUAUGUUUACGUUUUCAAGAAAUGAUUAAGUAUAUAAUGAGAGAGAGAAAGAGAAAGAGAGAGAGAGAGAGACUGCUGACCCUUUAAAUUGAUGUUUACAUUGAACAAGCUGCUUCUGUCUGUGAGUUCCCAUGGUGUUGAUGUUCCACUGCCACAAGUUAGUAUCUCUGCUUCUGAUUGGUUGUGUUAGGAUGAGCCUGCAAAAGCCUUCUGUCCUCUUCUUGUCCGAACCCCUUUCUCUGACUGGCCCCAUUUCCGCCAUGGAGUGGCAGCUGUGUUCACCAUAACUUUUAUUUCAUUUUUGGUCUGUAGUGUGUGAUUAUGAAAUUGUUAAUUGUGAAUAGAAUCAAGAUUGUAAACUAAUUUUUAAUAGAAGAAAGAAAUAUAUACUUAUAAUGUAUUUAUGGCUCAGAUGUACUGUAAUUCAGAUUUAUUGUACCGCUUCCUUGAUUUUUAACUAUGCACUGUAAUGAGGCACUUGCCCCUCAGCAGAUGCAGCCUUUCCAGAAUGGUUCCCUUCAGUGAGUGGCUCAUCUGAAAAUCAUAAAGAAUCCAUUUUGUCCUUGAUUAGCCGAGGGGGUUAUUGAAUGGCAGUGUUGAAUUGCUGUAUAAACUAUUCUUUCCAUUUGUCUGGACUGAAUGCUGGGAUCACCACUCCUUAAUCAUUGACUGCAUGAGACAUGACAAACUUGUGAUUCCGCAGUCCAAAGCGGACUCCGGGUAUUUUGACAACUGAGCCCUCAGAUGCCAAAAGAUAAAAUCAAGUGACAAAUGAGAAGGUGACAGGGUAUAUUUUCCCCUCUUCCCUCAUGCUGAAAUGAUAACCUGUCCUCCCAGCCAAGUAAAUGAUACAUGAGAAAAGCCUUGCUAAAGUCCUUUCUGAUCAGCACCUUGUUUCCAGGGGGCCACCAGAAGCUUCUGAGAAACUCACAAGCUGCCCAAGAAUGCAUUUAAUCUGCUACAAGUGGUGAUCUAAUGUUCACUGCUGCUGAAUUGAGAAGUACAUAACAGCCAUUAUAACUAAUAGCCAUUGACCUAUUUAUUCUACAUGUGGACUCUCUUGUGAGACAAAGAAGGUUGGAAAGUGAGCCAGACAAGUUAAGGCUCCUAAGCAUUAAACCCCAACAUUAGAAUAGCCAUUGUUUCAUGACAUCAUGACAUAAAGUCACAAAUAUAGAACAGUUUAUUUUAAGUCAGAUCCCCAGUAGCCUCAGGAAUAGAUUUCUGGCCAUCUGGUCAUUCAACCAAAGCAAAAUCUCUUGUCUGAUGGAUAGCCUGGGUUUGUUUGCAAGACUUAACAGAAAAAAUGGUCAAAAGCAUCCUUGCACCUUGACCCAGCACUCAGCAUCAGCAGCGUUAUCUCUGUCCCAUGUUAAAUACUGCUCUCUGCCUGAGCAAAUUUGAAUAAGCCAUACUGUACAAUAUACAGCCAGUCGCAUAUGAUAACUGUAUUGUUAUUUUUUAUUCUACAUGUCUGUUUGCCUGCAUCUUCCUUCCUUUUGAUUUCCCCACAGCUUAGAACUCUUGCUGUCUACUCAUUGAUCAGCUUUUCCUAAAUUCAAACCCUGAGAUGUCCAUGGGAAGGGAAUCAGCCUUGUGUAACUUAGGCUGAUUUAGACAAAUGGUUUCUGGAGAAAGAGGCCAUCCGAUGACGGUAAAUACAUGUGGAGACCUCAUUCUCAUAUAGUACACUGUACCAAAUGCAUCAUUUGCCAGAUGCAAUGUGGCUGUUCUUGUGCUAAUUGACAUCCAGCAAAGGAUAGGGAGACACUAAAUAAGCAAUAGGAACAUAAAGAGAGCACUUUCGAGUGGGGACCAAAUAGCAUUGCUAAGUCCUCCAUCACUCACCAUUUCUUGAUUCUGUUUUUCACAAAGAUGAGACCCAUGGGGUUCAGCCAUCCAUGCAGAUAAAAUACAACAGCCUUAAUUCUGUCAGUAGUUAGAUUCUCUUCCCUUAAGGUCUCUUUAGCAUAGCGUAUAUUUAAUUAGGAAUCAAAGAACGAAAACAUCGUGAUUCUGUCCUAAUUCAUGUUGUCCCAAAGACUGUUUGUCUGAAUAGUCCCCCAUUCUCUUGGUAAGGACUGUACAUAUCAAAGGCACCAUAAGAUCAAGGAAUUUCUUAUUUCAUCCUGAAUAUUUAUUUCUGGGAUGUGAGUGGUGAUCUGGAGCUUUCAUAAUAACAAUCCUGAUUUCAUAUGGCAGCUAAUAUAAUUUCUAUGCUACUUGCAAAAUUCACUGUCACAAUGUUUUGGCUAACAUGUCACUUUUAACAUCUCUGUUUAGGAACUUAUUAAAGGAUUACAAGGCCAUUAGAUCUUCUUGUGAUCAGUCCAGAACAAGAUGAAGUAUCUGCUAUAGACAAGUGCCUCAUUGUAGCUUUGCCUUUUCUGUCCUAGUAUUUCCUUACCACAAUGAUGUUUACAUGUGAUUGCUAUAGAGCUUACCGUAGAAUGUACAUAGUGACACAUUUAGGGUGGGUAGGACUGUCCUGUCCUGUGCUGUACUGAUGUUUUCAGAGAACAAUCAAACAACAACACAAUAAUAAUAAUAAUAAUAAUAAUAACCACCCCAGCAACUACUAAGUGGAAUUCUUCCAUCUCCUGGCUUGGUUACAAGAGAUAUCAAAAAGUUCAGAACUAGGAUUGGUCAGAGAGAUGGAAAAUGCAUCAAAUUUUAAGCGUGUUGAAAGUGUUGAAUGCAGCUGGAAAGAAAGAGUUAGAACAGCCCUCCUGCUGUUUGGAAGAUGCUGCUUCUAGCCCAAACUUGCUUGCAAACGUGGCUUUAUCUGCUUUUAUAUCUCAAGUUAUUUUUCAGAAGCUGGACUUGCCAGUGAUAUUAGGGCAUGCAAGACAUGCUCCUUGAAGGGAAGGAAGAUCCUGUAAUGCACAUAGCCUCUCGAUCCUAGCUGUAGGGAGAGGUGCAAUAAGUGAUCUUUGUUUUGCCUAAAGCCUAUAAAAAUAUAUUUUUUGUGCGAGGAAUUUCACUAGGACUUUAUGCAAUAUGCACAUAUGUGCACAAACGCACACAUGAACGAGAGGAAGACAAUGGGCAUUGAGCCCUUCAGCAUCUACAAAUUCAGUAGUGUUGAAUGUAGAACCUAAGUGGGAUGGUCUGCAAAGGACGCACAUUUCUCCCGGUUAUAGCAUAUCAAUACCUGCAGCUUAUGCUAAAUUUGCUAUUGGAAGCACAGCUAGUUUGCAUCACCCACACAGGGAGAAAUUUGUGAAAAUCCUGUGUUCGUAUUUAUUCUUAAUAGAGACUUGGGAAUUUGUAGUGUAUGACAGAAGAAUUUUAGGCAAAUGCCUGGAUCAGAGAACAGGGAGAACAAAGUAGAGAGGUACACUAAUGUUUCUUUGAAUAAAUAAGUACGAUGCAUUAAACUUUUGAUAUGUAGAGCACUCAGCUGCAGCGCUACAUGAAUAUUGUAAAGAGUAAUUAUAGAAGGCUGUUGAAGAAUGACCAAGUUCCAUAUGACAAAGGAAGUGAUAAGAUCGAGUGGAUAAAAUACCCAGCUUUGAUACUCCUAUCUCCAAAUAUCAGAGUAUCCAAAUAAUAGACUUGUGAUCCACUAAACCAAACUCAGACUGUCAUCCUGAUUUUGCUUCUUGCCUAGGAGUGUGAGAGAUCUCAUAGGCUUGGAUAGGCAGCUGAUAUUCUAUGGUUACAUUGGUGGGUCAACAAAUCUUACAAUACAACAUGAACUUUUUCUCACGCAGUAAGAGAACUGUUUGUUUUCCUUAGGACAAGGAAUUAAAAUGAGCUUUAUAUCUUGCUCCAGCCAUCCUUGCUGCUAAUGUGUUCUGGCAGAUUCCUCCUAAGGGCAGUUAUAUUCAGCACAUUUUGAUUAUCUUAGGAUAGUACAAAGAGGCCCGCUGACUAAAAAUGACUAUAUGCUGCCUCUUAGCUUAAGGCAGGGGUAGACAACCUUGGCUCCAUAGCUGGCUCAGGAAUUCUGGGAGUUGAAGUCCACGAGUCAUAAAAGAGCCAAGAUUGCCUACCCCUAGCUUAUGGGGAUUCAUUUCUGAAGGGAUCAUGUUCUUUGCCCUUUUUAUAAAGAGGGUGCUAGCAGGGUCCUUUCUGCAAAGUUUGCCUAAAUUUCUUCUGUACUUGUUUUAAUUAUAUGCAUAAUGCCAACACCCCCAUGUUCAUGGGGCAGGCCUAGCCAUAACGAUGAGCAACAGAACAAAUGAAGAUCUUGUGAGGACACAUGAAAAACCAAAUAAAGAGAAUUAAUCGUCCAGGGUUUUUCGGAACAAAAGGGUGUAUUAAGAGAGGCAAUCAUGAGGGAGACAUUUAUUUUUUUAAACAAAAUUAUAUAUGUUUGUAGAUGUGUGUGUGUGUGUGUGUGUGUGUGUGUGUGUGUAUGAGAGAGAGGAAGAAAGAGAAAAAUCCCUCCUAAUUUUCUUUUAUAGUUUUUUUAAUUAUUAUUAUUUUAGAAAAUCAGGAGAAAUACAUUGAGGAUAGGAAUAAGUCACAAGCCAUUUAUUUUCUCUCGAUCCUUUAAUAACGAUCGCUUUAUUGUAAAACAAGUCAAUAUUGACAAGUCAACUGAAAACUUUGGCAGAAGUAAAACAGCCAUGUCGUAAAGGGACUACACAAGAAGAACUGGGUUCUGUAUCUUAUUUUCACUGCCAGUUAUUAAACAGUUGUCUUGUUUUCCCUCUGACCUAUUCUACCUCCAUAAAACUGAUAUCAGCUUUGUCUUUGUUUUUGUGGUGAACACUCAGUUUUCUCAGUAGCCCAUUCAAAAAAGCCAUACAAGAGUCCGUAUGAGUGUGUGCAUGGCUGUGUUUAAUAUGGCAUUAAUUUACUAUAUGGAAAUAGGAAGCAGUUUAGCAUUUCCUAAGUUUAUUUUCCCAAGAGGAUAGUCCAUGUGUUAUAUUCUUUACCAAUGUAAGCAUACCAAGCCUCUUUUUCAUUUCCAUGUUUUCUGAAUUUUUUGCGAAGCUAUUUCUUUCUCAUUUGUAUAAUUUGACUUUAUAUAUAUAUAUAAUUCCCUACACUAUGUCAUUGAUUCCCAUAUAGCAAUUGGGAGGGCCCCUUCCACGACAUGUUUGUGUAUGAUUUCAGGUACCUCAUUGUUCUAAAAAGGGUGGUCACCCUCCUUAUCAAAAACAAAUAGGAGCUCAUGCAUUCUGCAUUGCAUUUAUGAUUAGUUGAAGAACAUGGGCCUAACAGUGAGCAGCUGCAAAAGGGUACUACUAAUUUAUUUGAAGACAAAUGCUAUAAGAAUGUAAUAUACAUACAUAGUACAUCAUAUAUAUAUAUAUGAUGUUUUAGGGCAUAUGUUGAGCAUAAAAUGGCUUAGAUUCAAAGCCUGUGUGGGAGUUAACAUGAUGAGUUGAACUUCCCUAUAAUCCUUAUACAGGUAGUCCUCAACUUACAACAGUUCGUUUAGUGACCAUUUGAAGUUACAGUGGUACUGAAAAAUGUGACUUAUGACCAUUUUUCAUACUUGACCGUUGCAGCAUCCCCAUGGUUACAU
Molecule: messenger RNA, 9238 nt
Organism: Crotalus tigris (Tiger rattlesnake)
Lineage: Eukaryota; Metazoa; Chordata; Lepidosauria; Squamata; Viperidae
Gene: PPARGC1B
Product: PPARG coactivator 1 beta
Exons: 12
Coding region: 620-3703 (1027 amino acids)
Biological process (GO): positive regulation of transcription by RNA polymerase II
Cellular component (GO): nucleus
Molecular function (GO): RNA binding; transcription factor binding
Source: RefSeq, a predicted model, not a curated record